Anneissia japonica is the source of this 2792-nucleotide messenger RNA. Its product is annotated as transcription factor Sox-9-B-like. Gene Ontology annotation, biological process: regulation of transcription by RNA polymerase II. The transcript is spliced from 2 exons. Gene Ontology annotation, molecular function: RNA polymerase II cis-regulatory region sequence-specific DNA binding; DNA-binding transcription factor activity, RNA polymerase II-specific. Gene Ontology annotation, cellular component: nucleus. Lineage: Eukaryota; Metazoa; Echinodermata; Crinoidea; Comatulida; Comatulidae. The record is from RefSeq and is a predicted model, not a curated record. Bases 125 to 1414 code for a protein of 429 amino acids.
CUUUUUCCAUUCAGUUAUCGCUCAGUAGCUUAAUGCAUUUAGAAGUAACUAAUAUCAAGUAAGGUGCUUGUUUACAAAACUAACUUGUGCUAUAUUUCGUGGACUAUACUUUAUACAUUUCAUCAUGAUGAGUUUGAACGAGGAACAGGAGCUGGAUCUAUCGAGAACUGAACGUUCCAUGUCGGUCGGAAGCGAUGGACCAAGUACCCCUGGCAGUGUUAGUGAUGAUUCUUCCGAUGGUGAGCAGAAAGACAGCAUUCGUGAUGCCGUGUCCCAAGUGCUGGAGGGCUACGACUGGAGUUUGGUGACAAUGCCAACAAAAAACGGCGGCAAAGAUGGAAAAUCUAAGCCCCAUAUUAAACGUCCCAUGAACGCAUUCAUGGUGUGGGCACAAGCAGCCAGAAAACGACUUGCAGACCAGUACCCAAACCUGCAUAACGCCGAACUCAGCAAAACUCUUGGACGUCUGUGGAGAAUGCUUUCUGAUAAGGAAAAGAAACCAUUUGUUGGUGAGGCAGAUCGUCUACGUUUGGAACACAAAAAGAAGUACCCCGACUACAAGUACCAACCCAGACGCCGAAACAAACCAGUCAAAAAUGGUUGCCCAUCGGACUCAUCCCAUCCAGGUCAUCUGAAUCCUGCUGUAUUUAAUGGUUUAGUACCGGACACAACAGAUGGUAUGGAAAUGCCAUACAGAGGUACUAAGAUGCCUCAGAAUUCUGCACCAGGACAACACGGACCUCCAACUCCACCAACCACACCGAAAAAUGACCCAGAUAUGCCUCCGAUGAAGCGUGCCAAGUACGUAUCAAACGUCAUAGACUAUGUUCCAGAUUUAAAUGACUUUGUUGAGCGUAGCGAGCUUUCCAUGUAUCUUCCUGGUCAAGCAAAUGCCAUGCCAAGUACAAACGUCAAUUCAAAUCUGCCUGCUGUAUCCAAGGAAACACCGCCCCCUUACAGUUCCACCGCCUACACAGUUCUCACCAGUACUAAUGUUUCAACGAGACAGACACAACCCUGGAUGAGCAGGAACCAAGACUCUAGCUCGCCGCUUAAUCUAAGCAGUCCCAACCAACAAAUGAAAAGCCCGCACCACGAGAUGGUCAAUACCAACCAAGCAACGUACGAGAACUUGAACUCGCCAGAGCAUCAACAGCAAGCAUACGACUUUACACUUCAAACGACCAAUCAGAACCAGUUUCAAGACUAUCCAUCAUCAAACUACAGCUAUGAACAAAGCAGUCCCCAACAUGGUAACUUCUACCCAACACAUACCUCACAGACGACACCUUUACCCAGUAUGUUCCAGUUCCAAAGGUCGCAGCGGUACAUGGAAGUCGCUGAUGCAAACUCCGUAAUGCCAAUCCUUCAGGACAGAUCUUGGGAAAACUAUGCAGCGAUGGCGCGGUCAUAACCGCCCAGCCAUGUUAAAGAACUUUUGCCGCUUAUCUUGUAAUUAUGUAUAUAUUAUAAACAUCUGUAUAAAAGUUUUUAAUAUAAGUAAAAAUGUUUUUCAUAUGUAAAUAUUUAUACAUAAAUUUGCAAAGAGCAAGGGAGGGGAAAAAAAAUUAAUUAAAUACUAUAAUAGGAUACAGUAUUAUUGCAACAAUUUUGUAUGAGAUCAACGGAUGAUUCCUAAUACUUUUUGAUUUUAAGCAAUCAUAAUUGAUAUCACCUUGAUUUACAGUUAAUUAGUAGCCUCAAGUCGGGUUUCUAAAAUACUAUGCACAUUUUGAAUUGACCAAAUAUAUAGCUUAUUGAUAUCAAAGGGCUGUUAAAGUAUGUAGAUACAUUCAAAUGCCUAUGUAGUAUAACAUAUUUUUACAAGCAUUGCUAAUAUGAGGUUUCUACUUGUGACUGCAUUGAGGUCAACAUUUUUUGUGAUGUUGGUACUGGGUAACAUUUAAGCUACAGUAGUUGGGGGUUGUCUUGGUUUUAUGCGUAAUUUGUGGCUACUUUUAAAGUGUAAAUUACUUAUAUUACCAAGAGAUCCUACUACAACACAAAAUAUUGUAUUGAGGAAGUUUAACAGCAGUUGGGUUAGAUAGGUUAAAUUUGGUGUAAAUGGAACUUGACAGAUUGUUGAUGCUGGAAAGGGAACUUGGAACACCUGGGCAGUUGUACAGCAAUUUCUGGUAGCUUGCUGAGAUAUUAACCAGGUGGGCUUAUCCAAAAGCACACACCAAAAUCUCUUUAAGUUCUUCCAUAACCUAACCUUUUAAACAAUAUUCGAUUCCAAUUGUUAUCUCUAAAUAAUUAAUAUCUUAUGCAAAAUUGUCUUCCAUAAUAAGGUGAUUGCUAUUUUUGUAAAAUUUUAAAUUAUUUUAUAAGAUCCAUAAUUUAUGCAAACUUUUAAAUGUUUAUAUAAAAGGUGUAAACGGUUAGAAAUACUUGUUUUAUACUUUUAAAUAGUUUUUCAUAAAUAAAUAUAGAAAAAAAUAUCAUGAUUAACUCAUAUUUUUGUAGGGGUUAUAGAUAGGCAUUCCACAUUUUAACAUUCGCAUUUAUAUAAUUUGAUGUACAUUCUCACAUCUUAACGAAUAACCCCAAACUUGUGACCAAUAAACAUUUUAUACAGAGGAUUUUAAGUAAGUUUAUAUAACAUUUUGUCUAGUUUAUGACUACUGUAAAUAAAACCUGUUUUGUUGUGUUUUAUAAGAUUUUUUAGAAAAGUUUGAAUAUGUUAUAUUGUGUCAGAUAUUAUGCAAGUUUGAUGUCAUAUGUGUGGCAUUUACGGAAAGUGUAUCAUACAGCUACAGUUACACAAAUAUAAUUUAUAAAAAUAAGAAUAA